UCACAAUCUGAACGGAUUGUUUGGCUCUGCGAGGAACUCGGCAUCGACUAUGAGCUGAAGAUCUAUCAGCGUGAGCGUGCUAGCUUAGGAGCGCCCUUGAAUCUCAAAGCAAUUCAUCCUACCGGUACAGCACCCGUGAUCCAAGAUGGCGACGUCACCAUCUCGGAGUCUGGUGCCAUCAUGGACUACCUUAUGGGCCAGUAUGGCAACGGUGCGCUCUCGGUUUCGAGCAAUGUACCGAACUUCUCAGACUACGCCUUUUGGUACCACUGGGGUAUCGGAACAUUUCAGAGCACGACAAUGACUCUCAUCUAUAUCGUUAAGGCUGGCGUCGAAGAGACUCACCCUGUUCUGCAAGUCCUCAAGCAGAAAAUAACGAAUUCACUUGAGAUGAUGGACCAGCGCCUGAUGCAGUACACAUGGCUUGCAGGCGAGGAUUUCACCGCUGCAGACGUGUAUGCUGUCUUUAUCGUCACGACUAUGCGGCUGUUUACUCCUUUUCCUCUGUUGGGUUAUAGCGGUAUUAAGAGAUGGCUUGAAAACGUCUCACACAGGCCGGCUUACAGGAGGAUGAUUGAGAAGGCUGAGCAGAGCGAGAGUAGAGGCGAGGUUCCAGUGUUGUGCGAUGAAGCGCCGCGGCCGAUGGCAAGCUACUAG
Molecule: messenger RNA, 657 nt
Organism: Alternaria alternata
Lineage: Eukaryota; Fungi; Ascomycota; Dothideomycetes; Pleosporales; Pleosporaceae
Product: putative glutathione S-transferase
Exons: 2
Source: RefSeq, a predicted model, not a curated record